Messenger RNA from Hippopotamus amphibius kiboko, 2660 nucleotides. RefSeq names its product sphingosine-1-phosphate receptor 2 (gene S1PR2). Lineage: Eukaryota; Metazoa; Chordata; Mammalia; Artiodactyla; Hippopotamidae. The coding region runs from base 205 to 1263 and encodes 352 amino acids. Gene Ontology annotation, biological process: sphingosine-1-phosphate receptor signaling pathway. The record is from RefSeq and is a predicted model, not a curated record. Gene Ontology annotation, molecular function: sphingosine-1-phosphate receptor activity. The transcript is spliced from 2 exons. Gene Ontology annotation, cellular component: membrane.
GGGCCGAGGCGGUGCCUCUCCCGGUCUCCUUCUGUCGCGAGUCCCCAGCCCCGGGACGCAGUGGAGCCCGGCGGGCAGUCCCAGCCCCUGCCGCGGCCGUCCCGGGGACGCAGACGCCAAAGCCCCUUCGGCCAGGGCAAGGACCCGGGUCGGCCUAGCCAGCUCCGACAGCCCCAUGGCCCCGGCCGGCUACUGAGCCCCACCAUGGGCAACACGUACUCAGAGUACCUAAGCCCCAGCAAGGUCAGGGAACACUAUAAUUACACCAAGGAGAAUCUGGACACGAAGCAGACACCCUCCCGCCAGGUGGCCUCAGUGCUCAUCGUCAUCCUCUGCUGCGCCAUCGUGGUGGAGAACCUGCUGGUGCUCCUUGCGGUCGCCCGCAACAGCAAGUUCCACUCGGCCAUGUACCUAUUCCUGGGCAACCUGGCUGCCUCAGACCUGCUGGCAGGUGUGGCCUUCAUAGCCAAUACUUUGCUCUCGGGCUCUGUCACACUGGGGCUGACACCCGUGCAGUGGUUCGCCCGUGAGGGCUCUGCUUUUAUCACGCUCUCCGCCUCCGUCUUCAGCCUCCUGGCCAUCGCCAUUGAGCGGCACGUAGCCAUCGCCAAGGUCAAGCUCUACGGCAGCGACAAGAGCUGCCGUAUGCUGCUGCUCAUCGCGGCCUCGUGGCUCAUCUCGCUGGUUCUCGGCGGCCUCCCCAUCCUUGGCUGGAACUGCCUGGGCCACCUGGGGGCCUGCUCCACCGUCCUGCCGCUCUAUGCCAAGCCCUACGUGCUCUGCGUGGUGACCAUCUUCUGGGUCAUCUUAAUGGCCAUUGUAGCCCUGUACAUCCGCAUCUACUGCGUGGUCCGCUCCAGCCAGGCCGACGUGGCUGGGCCACAGACGCUGGCCCUGCUCAAGACGGUCACCAUCGUGCUGGGCGUCUUCAUCUUCUGCUGGCUGCCUGCCUUUAGCAUCCUCCUCCUGGACUAUGCCUGUCCUGUCCGGGCCUGCCCUGUCCUCUACCAGGCCCACUACUUCUUUGCCUUUGCCACUCUCAACUCGCUGCUCAACCCCAUCAUCUACACGUGGCGCAGCCGGGACCUGCGGCGGGAGGUAUUACGGCCGCUGCAGUGCUGGCGGCGGGCAGCAGGAGGGCAAGGGCGGCGGGAUGGGACCCCGGGCCACCGCCUCCUGCCCCUCCGCAGCUCCAGCUCCCUGGAGAGGGGCACGCACAUGCCCUCGUCGCCCACAUUUCUGGAGGGCAACACGAUGGUCUGAGGGGCAGGCAGGCUGACAACCGGGCCACCAUGGCCGAGGGCUCCGUGGGGAGGUGCCAGGUGCCCUGGGACCGGGACGUGGGGCUGCCAAGCAAGAUGCCCCCAUUCCACAGACGUGGGUGAUGCUGAAGAUGUUUCAGACCUGAGACUGCCGACUGAGGCACUGACCAGUCGGAUGACAGCUAUAGCAGCAUCCUGGAGUCCAGUGCAUUGGCCAACGUGACCUCUUAGGAAAUGGAUCAUGGGGAGGAAUGGUGGGGGGGGCGUGGACCUGGAAGGGGCCCAGGUGACAGCAGGCAGGUGCUUGAGAGGAGCACAGCACAGGAGCAAUUUUCAACCCGGUACAAAGGAUGUUAACAUUUCACAACUGUCUGACCCUCUGCCCUGUGCCUGACUCUCCUCUCUGAAUUUACCGCCCCCUCCCUGUCACCUUCUCCUGGGCACCUCAGAGACUACUUCCCUGCAAACACUGUCCUGAAGGGCUGGACACCUCCUGCCUGACCAUUCUGGGCAGCCCCGGCUAGCAUUUCAAGGGCUCAAAUCCACAGCUUCCCCAAAUUUCACCAGUUGUCACAUUGGCGACUUCUUCCCUUUCUUCUCACUCUGCGAGAUGCCGGGAAACCACAUGGGGGUGGGGAAUUAACCCCCAUCCUCAGACCUCAUUGGCUGGUUGCACCAUUUGGGGCACAGAGGAAUCACCCAGGGCUGCAAAAACCAGUCUGGGGGGGCCUGAGGAGGGCUCUGGGCCUCCCAGUGGGGCAGGGUGGAAUUGGAGAAAGUUCUAGGGGAGCUGUUGGCACAGGGCCCCAGACCCCCAAAAAACAACCACCCCCAAGCUACUCUCACCUCCAGACCCAGCCAAGGUACCAGAUCUCCUAAGGCAGGGCAGCCUUGAGCCCGCUGUGCCUUCUUUCAGGUUGUAUUGAACGGAACAUGGGAGUGGAGGUGCCAAAGACAAUUGUGGGAUGUGCUCCCUUUACCUGCUUUCAGAAGGACUUUGCUAAAUUCUGUGGACAGAUGGAAGGGACAUUGCGGUACAAACUUAUAUUUAUGUGUGUCUGUGCGUGUCUGUGUGUGUGAUGUCUGUGACCCCCUUUCCUCACCGUGUUUCCCCAGAGUGGAUGCUAUUUUGUCUCCUCAUGUCUGUGUUGAAGCUGCCAAAGAGGGGUGUGGUCCCCGCACAGACCCCUUUGCAAUUGCUGGCUUUUCCCCCCGACUUGAGAGCUGGGAUGCAGCUCACCUCGGGGGAAGGAAACCUCAUGCCUCAAAAUGAUUUCUUAUGACUGCAAAGGCUGGGGGAGGGGAUCUUUGGGGGGGCAAGGAGCCAGUUGGGGGCUUGUCUCCCCUUAUACAGCUCCCCGGAUGCCUCUCAUGCCUGAGACCCAGGCUCAGGCCAAU